UGUUCAAAAGGCGUCCGCGCGGCGUUGUUUGACAGUAGACGACUUCGUGGUAGCGGCCACAAAAACUCCACAAAUUUGGAAAAAUUCUAUUGUGUGGAUAGCAAAUUAAAGUUUUGUUUAUAAUACUUUAAGUUAAAAACACGUAAAUCUAUAAAGACAUCAAAAUGGGGUUGGGUGAGCUGUUGCAGUUUGACGAAAUGCUACGCGACUUUAACAGAAUGAACAAACGACAGUCGUUAUACCAAAUAUUGAGCUUUGCGAUGAUUGUUUCAUCGGCUUUGAUGAUCUGGAAGGGGCUAAUGGUUGUUACUGGCAGCGAGUCACCGAUUGUUGUGGUGCUCAGUGGUAGUAUGGAACCGGCUUUCCAUAGAGGAGAUUUGCUCUUCUUAACAAAUUAUAAGGAGGAACCAGUGCGUGUAGGUGAAAUUGUUGUGUUCAAAGUGGAGGGGAGAGAUAUACCUAUAGUACACCGUGUCGUUAAAUUGCAUGAAAAGGAAGACGGUUCAGUGAAAUUCCUAACUAAGGGUGAUAAUAAUAACGUAGAUGAUCGAGGUCUAUACGCUCCCGGCCAACUGUGGUUGACGAAAAAAGAUAUUGUAGGGCGCGCCAGAGGGUUCCUUCCAUAUGUCGGCAUAAUAACUAUAUUUAUGAAUGAGUAUCCAAAAGUGAAGUGGGCAAUAUUAUCGAUUCUAGCAAUCUUUGUACUUUUACAUCGCGAAUAAUAUCCAGCCACAAAUCACACAGUUAGAUAUAAGCAAAAGGGUAUACACCAGGCCACGUACAUACUAGAGAGCCAACAUAUAAUAAAUUCGAAAACCGCAAACACUCAUUGCCAUCGCAAUCAAAAUAUCAAUAACAACACCAAAAUCAGCAAUCGCAAGAGAAUUGUUAAAACAAACAAGUGAAUAAAAAAUUACAAACUUAAACAAAAAACAAAAAAAAAAAAAAAACCAUUGUGUGGUUGUUAGCAAUAUAAUGAAGUGGUUAGCGAAGUUUAUUUUCACACAAACAAAACAUGUAAAGUGUAUUGUAAAAUUAAUUGGUUUUAGUACUUCCACGGCUAUGCCAUUUCAUUUGACGCGCAACGAAUUAUUCCAACAGUACAGCAUAUACAUGGUUUGUGCAAACCGUUGUAACAAACGUAAUAAUACAAAGAAAUAUAAAGCAUUUUUAAAUUAUUAUCUAAGCACAUUAAAUAAAAUUACGAAGAAUUUAAUAACGCCAACGUAUUUGCUUCAAAGGCGGGAUAACGGAUGAUCAGCAAAAAUAAGUUUAUUUAAUAUAUUUGCGUUUGCGCAUAAAUGCCGAAAGCAGGUUGAGCUGUUUUUUUUUUUUUGUAGAAUUACUUAUUCUUUGCUUAUCAUUUGUUGCUGUUUUGUAUUGUGCAUUUAUAAAAAUAGAUAAGUAGUUGCAUUUUAGUUGAUUUGAUUGCAAACGUUAAUGACAUUGGCUUUCUCGCGUUGCUUUUAUUUAAUUGAUACGCUAUAAAAAAAAAUAAGUUCAAUUAGCACAUAAAUGAAAUUGGCAAAGACUUUGUUUCUCACGGUGAUUUAUUUAUAAAUGUAAAAAAGACAAUUUCUACUUGUACUUUUUUUUAGCACAUUUGUCUGAUUUAUUUAAAAUUUGAAACUGAAUAAAAUGAAAAGAAAUAAAUUAA
Molecule: messenger RNA, 1657 nt
Organism: Zeugodacus cucurbitae (melon fly)
Lineage: Eukaryota; Metazoa; Arthropoda; Insecta; Diptera; Tephritidae
Gene: twr
Product: signal peptidase complex catalytic subunit SEC11A
Exons: 4
Coding region: 165-722 (185 amino acids)
Cellular component (GO): signal peptidase complex; membrane
Molecular function (GO): serine-type endopeptidase activity
Source: RefSeq, a predicted model, not a curated record